Penicillium longicatenatum is the source of this 2190-nucleotide messenger RNA. Its product is annotated as Zn(II)2Cys6 transcription factor. The coding region runs from base 1 to 2190 and encodes 729 amino acids. Lineage: Eukaryota; Fungi; Ascomycota; Eurotiomycetes; Eurotiales; Aspergillaceae. The record is from RefSeq and is a predicted model, not a curated record. The transcript is spliced from 2 exons. Gene Ontology annotation, molecular function: zinc ion binding; DNA binding; DNA-binding transcription factor activity, RNA polymerase II-specific. Gene Ontology annotation, biological process: regulation of DNA-templated transcription; DNA-templated transcription.
AUGUACGAACGGCAAAGGGUGUGGCGUGCCUGUCAAGCAUGUCGUCGCAAGAAGGUCAAAUGCGAUGGAGAACAUCCCUGCCAAAGCUGUACCCGGAACCGAUCCGAGUGCGUCUUCGAGCAAUAUAACAACAUGAAGCUAGUGGAUCCACAAUAUGUCAAGAAACUUGAAAAUCGACUCUCACAGAUGGAGAAAGAGUUGAAACAGCGCCAGUCCGAUCAAGAUAAGAGGAUUCCCAUCGAUUUAUCUGCACAGGUUCCAGAUAUUCCAAAUCCAGACAUUGAAUAUCAGGAGUAUUGUCAGCCGGUUCCCGAGGGCGCUGUAUCCGACCCAACGGAUGAGUUCCUAGCGCCUUCUAUCGAUGCAAUCACGCCAGGACCAGGAUUGCGACGAGCGGAUAUAGCUCAGGUGACCGGUAAUUAUAGCGCUGAUGCACCGAAUGUACCAGUAUUCGAAAAUCAUAACCCUCAGCAUGGAAGCGAGGUUGCAAUACCUCCAGAGCCCAGUACAAUUGACGUCACACGAAUGGAAGAGCCCAUGAUGGAAGCCCUGAUUGAUGUUUAUUAUGACUCAAUCUACCCAAUAUUCCCCAUCAUCCAUCACAGGAAUUUAAGGUUGCAAUAUGACAUUUGGCUAUCUGCUCGCAACAAUGGCAGACGCGAAGAUGACAGUGACUUCUCCGCUUUACUGUAUGCAUUGCUCGCCGUAGCUGCGUCAGUGAUCCCUAGCCAACAUGCUAUUUUCAACCAGCAGGGAUUGCACGUCUAUAGAGAUGUUGGGUUGGGAGAAUUACUUCACUCACAUGCAACCUCCAUUGCUACUGGACGAUCAUACCGAGUCAAUGCCAGAUUUCCAAUGAACAUCGUCAUCGCUCAAGGCCUCCUCAGCCUCUAUCUCACAGAAGACGGCAGAGUCAACGAUGCAUGGGUCACAACGGGUCAUGCGAUCCGGCUGUACCAGGGAUUGGAAUUAGACGAGGUCGGGGAUGCAUCGGCUACAAAUACAUGGCACGAGCCUAAAAAGCUUUGGUGGUGUUUGUAUAUUUUAGAUCGUUCGCUGUCCACGGCACUUUCGAAACCUUUGGCUAUCGAUGAUGCAGACAGCGAUAUUGAAUCAUACGCCGAGGAAGAUGAGCCACCGUCAUUCCACGCAAAGACAGAUCCCUGGUUCUCGGUGAUUGCAGACUUCCAUGUCACAAUGGGUCGAAUAUACCGAUCGGUCCGACGGAUUCGCAAGGCCCACCCGUCUCAAAAUGCCAAAUUGAGAGACACGCUCCGGUCGCAUGUGAAAAGACAUGACGCAGAGCUUGAGAGGUACUAUCGAAAGCAGGUAUUGCCCAAUAUCAAAGAAUCCAACCAUCAAAUUGGUCCUCUCGCGCUGCAAACAAUUGCCAUCUCAUCCUACUACAUCGGAGUGGUUCUCCUAUAUAGAACAUUCAUCGAGCGAUUGAAUAUAGCAGAGCCCGCAGCGUUUCUUCGAUGUGCCGAGGCUGCUUCCAAUUGCAUAAAAGCCACGCCUCACGUCAUGGCAACCGUUCCUGCGAGUCAUUUCGUUAUCCAACAGAGCCGUGCAAUAUACGCAAGUGCCAAGGUUCUGUUGCAUUGCAUGCGUCUCGCCCGCAACCCGACCUUCACCAACAAAGCCUGGUCAGAUGUUGAGAGCGGCUUUAACAUGUUGAGGAAUCUCAAGAUACAGUGGCCGGAGAUCAAAAAGUAUCAGACGCUCACUGAGGAAGACAUGCGAUUUACGCAGAGUGACCUUGCUAAACAUGACCUUUUCUACCACACGUUCAGCCGAUAUGGCGAAACAUCGCCUGUGUCCAUUACCAGUCUCGUUUUCGAUGAAAUUGAUCAAGGAAGCUCCGGUCUGGACAUGACCGUUCAUCAGGAAGCGGCCAGAGCCCGAGAGGAGUCAGAAUCGAUCUUCACUCGGGGCAGUGAGUCUUCUGAGCGACAAUCCAAACGGCGAAAACUGACCCCCGACUCCUUUUUCCCAUGUGACCCUACAGCUAUAUUGCAUUUGCUACCGUCCUCUGAAGAGCCCCAUGAUAAUGAAGAACACAGCAUGGGUAUAGACGAGGAUCUUUCUGACCCACAAGCACUCUUUCUGGGGGACUUAUCUACAGACCCUUUUGAUGAUUCGAUGCUACUCAGCUCGAUUGAGCAAUUUCUGUCUUAUCCCAGUGAAUAA